Messenger RNA from Trichobilharzia regenti, 423 nucleotides. Lineage: Eukaryota; Metazoa; Platyhelminthes; Trematoda; Strigeidida; Schistosomatidae. The record is from the annotation of a GenBank genome assembly.
AUGAAUGGAAUUAAAUCGUUAUCCAAGAUUCUGUCGGAAAUCACUGUAAAGAUUACUAUUAAGACUGAAUGCCAGGAAGCGUUGGAACAUUUUAAUUUCAGUCAGAUUAACUAUACUGAGGAUGACCUUGACAGAAACGCAUUACAACGUCAAACUGCAAUUGACAGUUUACCAGAUGAGUUACGUUCUGUGUUUAUGAACUACAUCCUAGAUGUUAUUGAUAAACGUAUGAAAAAGCAUUGUGUUCAUCUAAUAAAAAUACUGAAUAGACAGUUACCCCAAAAUCUAUUUUCAAAACCUCUUGGAAGGUAUGUUCAUAACUUUCCUAGUAUUUCUCUUACUCUACUAGAACUAGAGUUCGUGUCACUAAGCUCAAAGUUUUCUGAUAUUGUAAGUCUUUCAGUAAGAUUAGAAACUGAAUAA